Phragmites australis (common reed) is the source of this 1002-nucleotide messenger RNA. RefSeq lists its product as uncharacterized. The record is from RefSeq and is a predicted model, not a curated record. The transcript is spliced from 3 exons. NCBI's taxonomy places the organism in Eukaryota, Viridiplantae, Streptophyta, Magnoliopsida, Poales, Poaceae. The coding region runs from base 1 to 1002 and encodes 333 amino acids.
AUGGAAGGAAGAGGCACCAGACAGAGGAGGAGCCCAGUGUUGAACAGGCCAAAUGCCGCAAAGCGGCAUCUGCAGCAGCAGCAGCAGCAGCAGGAGGCAGAUUUCCAUGACAAGAAGGUCAUCGCGUCGACCUACUUCAGUAUCGAAGCGUUUCUCGUGCUUGCCUGCCUCGCAGUGUCGUUGCUCAUACUGCCAUUGGUACUGCCGCCAUUGCCGCCGCCACCAUCGCUGCUGCUAUGGUUGCCAGUCUAUUCUCUUGAUGAGUGCCUCUGGUUAGGGGAGAGCACCAUCAUUGAGAGCAUGAGGCAGUUUGUGCGUGCUGUCGUCGAGGUGUUCGGCGAUGAGUACCCCCGUGCUCCGAACGAGGAGGACACUGCUCACUUGUUUGAUAUGAACCAGCGAAGAGGGUUCCUCGGGAUGCUGGGAAGCAUUGACUGUAUGCAUUGGAGGUGGAAGAAAUGUCCGACGGCGUGGUCGGGUUCUUUCACCAGCCAUGUGAACGCACCGACGAUCAUUCUAGAGGCAGUGGCUUCACAGGACCUGUGGAUUUGGCAUGCCUUCUUUGGAAUACCAGGUUCUUUGAACAACAUCAACGUGCUACACCGUUCACAUCUCCUCGACAACCUUGCCGCCAGCGAGGCACCCAAGGUACAAUACUCCAUUAAUGGACACCAUUACACCAUGGGGUAUUACCUUGCAGACGGCAUCUAUCCGAAGUGGGCUACGUUCGUGAAGCCCAUACAAUCUCCUAUUGGGAGGAAGUGGCAGCACUUCGUGGUCCAACAGGCGGUAGCCCGAAAGGAUGUCAAAAGGGUCUUCGGAGUCUUGCAGGCCCGGUUUCCCAUAGUGCGGGGAGCAGCAAGGUUCUGGGAUCAGGAGACCCGCAAUGACAUAAUGACCGCCUGCAUUGUCAUGCACAACAUGAUAAUCGAAGAUGAAAGACCGGAGGGGGAAGUCAAACACGUGUACGAGGGUGCUGGAAAGCUGGAAUCUCAAACUUAG